Messenger RNA from Cordyceps fumosorosea ARSEF 2679, 720 nucleotides. RefSeq lists its product as hypothetical. The transcript has a single exon. NCBI's taxonomy places the organism in Eukaryota, Fungi, Ascomycota, Sordariomycetes, Hypocreales, Cordycipitaceae. The coding region runs from base 1 to 720 and encodes 239 amino acids. The record is from RefSeq and is a predicted model, not a curated record.
AUGCCCACCAACUUCGAAGUCUUCGGGACCACCUCACCAACCUCGGCUCGCUCACCACCGUCCUCACGCCGGAGGCUACCUCUUCACAAGCAACUCCUACGCGGCGGACUACUGGAUCUCUCACGGCCCCGUCGGCUGCGCCUCGCAGGACGUCGCGGCGUGCCUGCCCGGCGGCCGGCAGCGGCAGCCGCUGCGGGACUGGCGCCGCGACGAGUUCACGCUGGCGUACUACUCGCCGGGGUACCGGUUCCCGGCGGGUUGGACCGCGGCGACGGCGGUGAAGGUGGUGGGAGUCUUGGCGACGGCGACGGACGUGUGCGAGGACGGCAAGGACGGCGAGCCGCUGCACGCGUUGGAGCUGAUCCUCGACGUCUUUGCCUUUACGGCGGUGCUCCGACGGCCGCAGGACGUCCAUCGUUCGAGGUCACGCUGCUCGGCGCGAAAGGUCCCCGGGUCGUGCCGGCGUCGGGCGCGCCGGUUAGGACGAGCCGCCUGCCGCUAACGGAGGAGGGCGUCUACGAGGUGUACCACACGGUCCCCAACGUGCUGCUCAUCAACGGCGGCCAGGAACCGACGGGGACGGCGGCUACGGCUACGAGUACGGGCGAGGCUGGCGGGGACGAGACGAAGAAGAGCUCCGGGAACGUAAAGAGUCGGAACGCGACUUCUCUCGCGGCCUUGUGCUCAAUGGUCGCUGCGGCGUGUGCUCUUUGUAUCUGA